Molecule: messenger RNA, 1341 nt
Organism: Neoarthrinium moseri
Lineage: Eukaryota; Fungi; Ascomycota; Sordariomycetes; Amphisphaeriales; Apiosporaceae
Exons: 4
Coding region: 1-1341 (446 amino acids)
Molecular function (GO): catalytic activity
Source: RefSeq, a predicted model, not a curated record
AUGCAUUCCCGUGUACUCGCCCGCGCUCUGCCCAGCGCCGGCAAGCUGUUGAGACAUGGGUCUUGCGUCAGAUACUCUGGACGCUGUUACUCAACAGCGAUGGACAGUGCUUCGACGAACCUGCCGUUGGCGGGCUAUCGAGUGCUGGACAUGACACGGGUCUUGGCUGGGCCCUACUGUACACAAAUUCUGGGUGAUCUAGGAGCUGAGGUUAUCAAGAUUGAGCACCCAACGCGAGGAGAUGAUACACGCGCUUGGGGCCCUCCCUAUGCCAGCUACAGUUCAGAGUCGGCACUGUCAGGCCCCGGGGAGUCAGCUUACUUCCUGGCGGUGAAUCGAAACAAGAAGUCACUUGGCCUCUCAUUUCAGCACCCCGAGGGCGUGGAGAUCCUGCACAAGCUAGCGGCCAAGUGCGAUAUCCUGGUCGAGAACUAUCUCCCAGGAAGCUUGGCCAAGUAUAAGAUGGAUUAUGCCACAUUGCGAGACAUCAACCCGGGGCUUAUCUAUGCCAGUAUCACUGGCUAUGGUCAGACGGGCCCAUACUCCAGCCGGGCUGGUUAUGAUGUCAUGGUCGAGGCUGAGUUUGGGUUGAUGCACAUCACCGGCAGCCGGGAUGGACCACCAGUCAAAGUAGGCGUCGCCGUGACGGACCUGACCACGGGGCUGUAUACUAGUAACUCAAUCAUGGCUGCAUUGCUUGCUCGGGGAAGGACGGGCAGAGGCCAGCAUAUCGAUGUUGCUCUAAGCGAUUGCCAGACGGCGACGCUAGCAAAUAUCGCAAGCAGUUGUCUGAUUAGUGGCAAGAAGGAUUCUGGAAGAUGGGGUACUGCUCAUCCGUCGAUCGUACCAUACAAGUCCUUUAAAACGAAGGAUGGAGACAUCUUACUUGGGGGUGGUAAUGACCGCCUCUUUGGGAUCCUGUGCGACGGUGUAGGGCGCCCGGAGUGGAAGACGAGCCCCAAGUACUCCAUUAAUGCACAGCGUGUCGCGAACCGGGUAGAGCUCGAGGCCGAGAUUGAAGCAAUCACAGCCCAAAGAACCACGCAGGAAUGGCUCGAGGUAUUUGAGGGUAAAGGCAUGCCUUACGCGGCUGUGAAUGAUGUUCAGGGGACGCUUAACCACGAGCACACGAAAGCUAGGAAUAUGGUGGUGGAAAUGGAGCAUGGAGAGUGUGGGCCGAUCAAGAUGGUCAACACCCCAGUGAAGUACAGCGAGAGCGAGCCGAGAAUCCGGAGCCCACCACCAACGUUGGGUCAGCACACGGAUGAAGUCUUGAGUGCGGUUCUGGGCUUAGGCAAGGAUGAGAUAGAAGGAUUGAAAGAGGCUGGCGCUGUUCGGUGA